CAGGAGCGUCGGUUAAGCUGAGUGUGUAUCGUGGUGCUUCCUGCCGUGUUGCUGUGGAAACAACACAAUUAAUCACUUUAAAUGUGUUGUUUGCUAUCAGACGUUAAUCCUAUCUAUUGCGGAGGUACGCUGAUGGCUUGAGUUUUUAGAGAGUUGGUUAGUUCAUGCGAUAUCGCAUCAAGCAAAGCAACAACCCGGCUAUUAUCAACCAUGGCCGCUGUUGACAGCUUUCAGCUUCUGUCCAGAGAAGUUGCUCGGUCAUGCAGUUCUUACUUUGAAACGCUGGCUUUGAUCGGAGCUCUGUACACGACCGCUAAAGCAGUCAUCCUAUUGCGCGACUGCUGUUCCCUGAUAAGGGUGCAUUUUCUCCCUCGAGUCAUUCCAAGGAAGAAGCUGACCCAGCGUUUUGGUAAAUGGGCUGUCAUUUGUGGUGGAUCAGCGACUAUAUCCAUUGCUUAUGCAGAAGAGCUUGCUAAGCAUGGCAUCAGCAUCAUCUUUAUAAGCCAAGACCAUUCCUUUAUUGGCGAUUUUGUGACAUCCCUCUCCCAGAGCUAUGGCGUGGAAAGUGAUGUCAUCUUUGCUGACUUCACCCUGGGCCAGGCAGCCAGCAAGCCAAUUAUAGAUGCCCUUAGGGGUAAAGACAUUGGCUUUUUGGUGAACUGUGUGGAUGAGUCUCUGGCUUUCUCUCAGAACCUGAUUGAGAUGUCUGAGCAGAGGCUGUUGGACCUUGUGAAUAAGAAUGUAGUUGCUGCUACUCUGAUGACUAGGUUGGUACUGCCCGGAAUGCUAGAGCGAAGCAAAGGGGCAGUGAUCAACAUAUCUUCUGGUGCAAGCUGUCAACCCUGGCCAGGGAGAGUGGUACUGACUGCCUCAACUGGGUACCUGGAUAAUUUUUCUCGAGCGCUUCACCUGGAAUAUGGCUGCAAGGGGAUCUUUGUCCAAAGUCUGAUUCCUUUCCAGGUGGCCUCAAGUGGACAACCACCAUCAGCAAAGGGAGGCUGGCUGGUGCCAAAGCCAGAGGUUUAUGCUCGCCAUGCCAUCUCCACCCUGGGCAUCUCUCAUAGGACCACAGGCUAUUGGCCUCAUACGCUGCAGUACGGGCUGAUGAGAUGUAUUCCAGACUGGAUUUGGGAGUUGUGCUCAUACAUGCUCAUUAGGUCAAGCUAAGGACUCUUCUCUAGUAGGAGACACAGUCUCUGGAUUUACCAAUAACUGAACUAUUUCUGAAUCAAUUUAUUUAUUUUAUUUAUUUAUUUUUUUGCCAGUAAAAUCUAACUGAGUGUUAGCCGUGAGAUUUUUUGUUUUGGUGUCCUUUUUGUUAAGGUUGUUAUUUGGGACUCAUUGAACAGUUUCUAUACACUGCUAUUAUUACAUGCUAUUACUGCGGCAUUGAGUUCAAAUUUAGAUGGUAAAGACCCAUGUCAUUUUGAUCGGUUGCUGCAUUGACCAGACCUGUCAAAAUGGCAUCAUCAAUUCCAAAGGUAUAUUUCCAGCUGGUUGUCUGUGAUAUUGUACUUUUCCAGUUGGCUGUCAUUGGAGGUGGACACUGACGUAAUAUGGUCUAGACCUUUUCUAGAGUGCAUGUCAGUACUGACAAAAGCCAAUGCUUCUUGCCUUUUGUUCUGUAAGAUAUCAACAGGCUGCCAUCUCUAAGGAAAUUGUCAAUUCUGGCAGAUGAUAAUAUAUGUUUAUUCAAAUAAUGCUUGAUUGUAUUCUAAUAUAUUGCAGCAAUUCCCUUUGUAAAAACCACGAGUACCUCUUCAAUUGUUAAUUUGAAGAAGUACUUGUGGUUUUUUAGGCUUUGAAUUGUUGAAAAGUCAUGCCUAUAUUCAACUAUUGCCUCAUGACUGAAGUGAGAUUAAAUCUGAAUAAGGUUCCCAUAACUUGAACACACCUUCAGUUUAUGUGGCUUCCUGCAUUGAUUAAUGGUAGUAUUCUAGUAGUAUCAAUGCAACAGGCAUGGGUGCAAGUCCAUGAAUACUGGGAUGUCAUCCAGCACUUUACCUGUGCCCCCGUUCAUAAGGUUAAUGGUUGUGUCAGGAAGCGCAUCUGACGUAAAACAUUUUCCAAAUCGGAAUUGUGGAUUGACAAGACCAUACCAAAUCGGCUGAGGCCCCAGUUAACAAUGGCUGCCAUUGGUGCUGUGCCCUCACAGAGUACCGAUGUAAACUAUAAAAUCCACUGUGGCGACCACUGAAAAACAGGAAACAAGCCGAAAGAACAAGAAGAAGUAGUCUAGAAUCGAUGUGAGAUAGUGUUCCCUUUGUUGUUCACUGUGAAAGACAAUAUAUAUACCAAAUGAUUGAGUGGUGGAAAAUGGUGAGAAAGCAAUGAUCAGGUUCAACUGGAUAGAGUUUAAUUUACAAUGAGAAACUGUUCAACAUGCUUUCUUAGGACGUCACUCUGCGAUAACGGCUGUCAUCUAUAAAUGCUGACAUAUUCUGAGGAAAUGAGCAAUAAAAGUUGU
Messenger RNA from Lampris incognitus (smalleye Pacific opah), 2467 nucleotides. It is a transcript of the gene hsdl1, whose product is annotated as hydroxysteroid dehydrogenase like 1. The record is from RefSeq and is a predicted model, not a curated record. The transcript has 5 exons. NCBI's taxonomy places the organism in Eukaryota, Metazoa, Chordata, Actinopteri, Lampriformes, Lampridae. The coding region runs from base 211 to 1167 and encodes 318 amino acids. Gene Ontology annotation, cellular component: mitochondrion.